This is a messenger RNA of Medicago truncatula (barrel medic), 1748 nucleotides long. Its product is annotated as UPF0481 protein At3g47200. NCBI's taxonomy places the organism in Eukaryota, Viridiplantae, Streptophyta, Magnoliopsida, Fabales, Fabaceae. Bases 164 to 1729 code for a protein of 521 amino acids. The record is from RefSeq and is a predicted model, not a curated record. The transcript is spliced from 2 exons.
CCUUUUCACCAAAGAGCCGUACCCUUCACUUAUUAGAUAAAUGUGUGAGUGAGUGCAUUGAAAAAACUACAGCACUAUCACCGAGUCCAUAAUAUAUAAUCCGCAUUUUGAUUUUCGUAACUUUGCAAGAUCAAUAUCCCUCAACCAUUAGUGUAUUGAAUGAAUGAUGGCAGCCCAAACUCUUAAAGAAAAAAUUGAGGAGCUACAAAAAUCAAAGCAAACACCCCAAAAUUCACCACCCAAGAUACAAAGGGUGGCAUAUUACCGCAGAAAGAUACCAAAUUUGAGGAAGUACUACAAACCCAAGUUGGUGUCAAUAGGUCCUAUCCAUCAUGACAAUAAAAAUCUGAAGUUAGGAGAGAAGUACAAGCUUAAGUGGGCAGCAGAAUACAUAGAAAACACUCCACUUAAUCCAGAAAACACUGCACUUCAUGCAGAAAACACUGCACUUAAUGCAGAAAACUUUGCACUUAAAGCAGAGAAACUAUACAAAAAGAUUGAUGAAGACAUCAAUAAUUUGAAGGGUCAUUUUAGCGAGGAUGUUUUAACUUUAACUAAAAAGUCUCUUGAAGGCUUUGGUACCCUUGAAGAAAAGCUGUCGUUGAUGUUGUUCGUGGAUGGAUGUUCUUUGCUACAUAUCUUGGAGAAUGCCAGACGUAAUAACCCAGGGAAAAUGAAUAUUAAGGUUGAUCAACUUUUUCUUGUGAUGGUGGAUGUGGUUUUGUUGGAAAAUCAACUUCCUUAUGAAGUACUCAAGCUAUUGUGGAAAAACGAGAAUGAGAGUGAAUUGAUACAAAGCAUGACGGAUUUCUUCAAAUAUAAUCAUUGGGCACAGUCAGAGAAGGAGAAGGACAUGGGUCCAAAGAAAAACGGAGAAGGAGAAUAUAGUGUAUCAAUACCAUUACCAAAUGAGUCACCCACUCAUCUUCUUGAUCAUCUGCGUAAACUCAACCUCACUACACCCAAGUCCAAGCUUAACCAAGGUCCUGGGUUCGAAUCCAGCCUUGGGCAUGCAGCAGUGUUAAAACUCUUAGGGAGAGCCUGCCGCCCAUUUGGGUCCCACAAUGUUCGAGAGAUUAGUCUCCGCAGUUGCGCGCGGAGGAUACCCGGUUUACACCAAAAAAGCAAUGAAGCUAAAUCCAAAGAAUGCAGUCAGAAGAAAAAUGAGUCCAAGCCGAUUACAUACAGGGGCAUAGAAGAUCUAAGAGCAGUAGGAAUAAGUCUUAAGGCAAGCUUUACACCAAAGCCAACAGACAUAGAUUUCUCUGCAGGAUGGUUUUCUGCGAAACUGACUAUUCCUAGGAUCCCAGUGAACAACUUUACAGCCGCUAUUUUCCUCAACCUGGUGGCAUAUGAGAUGUGUCCAGAUUUUGACAACGACUAUCAGAUUUGUUCUUAUGUAGCUCUCAUGGACUCGCUCAUCGACCAUCCUGAAGAUGUGAAGGUACUGAGAUCAAAAAGGAUUUUGUCCACCUUAUGGAGUGAUGAGGAAGUUGCCAACCUUUUCAAUAUCAUAGGUACCGACCUGGUAGCUAACAUCGACAAAUAUUUUUAUGUCCAAGAUAAAUUAUGUGAGCAUUACUUUAAUAAAUACAAGAGUUGGAUAGCGUUGGGUUUUCGCACUUACUUCAACAAUCCUUGGACCGUUAUUGCAUUCCUUGUUGCAUUUACUGCCCUUGCUCUUACUUUCAUUCAGACAUGGUUUACGGUUCACCCGGCUAGCAAAUAAAGGUUGUUCGUUAUGACAA